CUACCCUUUUCCUAAAAAGUCACAUAAAUUCACCAAUCAAAACAAACACAAACACACUGUCCAUUUCCAACUCAAAAACAGUCAAACAUCUAAUAAUCUCAUUGAUUCAGAUCGAACAAGAAAAUGGCGGAAUCUCAAACGUCACAAGAUGUUGUUCAUCCUCAUCCCUACGUUCCACGAGACUUGAAUCUUCCUGGCUACAUUCCUUGUUUCCUCUCUCAAUCAAACAUUCUCUCUAUCUAUGCCUCUUUCACUAUCAGCGUCUUUGCAGUCACAUGGAUCUUCUCAGGACGCCUCAAGAAAACAACAGUCGACAGGCUGCUAAUUUUCUGGUGGGCUUUCACAGGUCUCACACACUUCGUUCUUGAGGGUUACUUCGCUUUCACACCUGAGUUUUACAAAGAUAAUACUGGCUUCUACCUUGCUGAAGUUUGGAAGGAAUAUAGCAAAGGGGACUCAAGAUAUGCAGCAAGGGAUGCAGGGGUGGUCACUGUUGAAGGACUAACAGCAGUUUUGGAGGGUCCAGCUAGUCUUCUUGCAGUAUACGCAAUAGCUACCGGGAAACCAUACAGCUACAUUCUUCAAUUUGCAGUUUCUUUAGGUCAGCUUUAUGGAACUGCUGUAUAUUUUAUAACAGCGAUUUUGGAAGGCGAUAAUUUUUCUACAAAUUCAUUUUACUACUAUGCAUACUACAUUGGAGCAAAUUUCUCUUGGAUUGUAAUACCCUCGAUCAUCUGCAUACGGUGCUGGAGGAAGAUUGUUGCUGCAGUUCAAGUUCAAAACCAGACAAAAAAGACUAAAGUUCGUUGAUGCAGACUUUUCAGGGUAUCAUCAGUUUUGAUGAUCAUGGAGCAAAGAAUAAUGAUAACUAGGAUGGUUGAGAUAAAAGAGAAUGUUGUUAUGAAUUGUAUCAAUUGAUUCUUAUUAUCUGCAUAGCUUGAAAAAUACAAUUUAGACUUUUCAUUUUUAA
Molecule: messenger RNA, 970 nt
Organism: Trifolium pratense (red clover)
Lineage: Eukaryota; Viridiplantae; Streptophyta; Magnoliopsida; Fabales; Fabaceae
Product: probable 3-beta-hydroxysteroid-Delta(8),Delta(7)-isomerase
Exons: 4
Coding region: 124-810 (228 amino acids)
Biological process (GO): sterol biosynthetic process
Cellular component (GO): membrane; endoplasmic reticulum
Molecular function (GO): steroid Delta-isomerase activity; C-8 sterol isomerase activity; cholestenol delta-isomerase activity
Source: RefSeq, a predicted model, not a curated record